AUGCCGCCUCGCGCACGGCGCGCUCAGCCUCCACAACCCGACCGUGAGCUCGUCCGCUGCGUGUUCCGCCUCUUUGGCUCGCGCCGGAGCGACUUGGACGGCACAACGACUCUGUCCGCCCGACGACCCUCCUACUGCCAGGACGGCCAUUCGGGGCGCUUCAUCCACUCUCUCCGGUGGCCUGGUGAGCUCCAACGACGCGGGAGGUACUACAGCUCCACUACGUUACUAGACCGAGCCACAAGACAAUGCCAUCGAGUCGCACCGCAGCAGUGUCGUCGUGAGGGCGACAAGAGGAGAGCGGCCGGGACCACUCACGCCGGUAGGCUGAAAGGCGACAAAAAGCGGUAA
Messenger RNA from Phytophthora sojae, 351 nucleotides. RefSeq lists its product as hypothetical. The record is from RefSeq and is a predicted model, not a curated record. The transcript has a single exon. The coding region runs from base 1 to 351 and encodes 116 amino acids. NCBI's taxonomy places the organism in Eukaryota, Oomycota, Peronosporomycetes, Peronosporales, Peronosporaceae.